This is a messenger RNA of Sorghum bicolor (sorghum), 1924 nucleotides long. Its product is annotated as transcription factor MYB21. The transcript is spliced from 2 exons. Gene Ontology annotation, molecular function: DNA-binding transcription factor activity; sequence-specific DNA binding. The record is from RefSeq and is a predicted model, not a curated record. The coding region runs from base 679 to 1683 and encodes 334 amino acids. Gene Ontology annotation, cellular component: nucleus. Lineage: Eukaryota; Viridiplantae; Streptophyta; Magnoliopsida; Poales; Poaceae. Gene Ontology annotation, biological process: regulation of DNA-templated transcription.
ACAUGAUAGGAGCAUUUCUCAGUGCGGGGUGCCCAUCACUGACCUCACCUCGCACUAGCUAUCAGCUUCUCAUCGUCGUCGUCGUCUUAGCAGCACUCAUCCACCACGUACGAUCCAGCAGCUGCUACCCUUGCAUUUUGCAUUGCCAGAUCUACCCCACCAUUUGUAGUACUAUACACUCAGCUCCUCUUCCUUCUUAUUAGCUACCAAUUCAACCAGCUCUCUUUUGUAUAUAUAUGUGUACCUGUAUAUAUAUAUAUAUAUAUAACCAUGCAGUGUGGCUUGCAGUACAGAGAGGAGGAUCUGGUAUAAGUAAGCAAGUGUACUCAUCAGCAAAGCAUCCAGCAUUCCAGCUAGCGAGCAGCUAGUACUAGAAUCUAUAUAUCGUACACAAGUAGUGGAGGCAUCUAUCUGCAGUCCCUUUCUUCUUCCUCUCGAUUGAUAGGUGCAUCGUCGAUCGAAGCUUAUUUGUUUUCUUGGGUGGCCUUUGUCUCUGUCUGCCGGCCAGCCACCAAGCUAUUAAGUCCAUCCAGCGCCAAGCAGCUCACAGAGAUCGGUCGACGACGGGGACAAUUCGGAGCUAGCUAGGGAGGAUCGGAGGAGAAGGACACCAUCAACGACGCCUGGCCGGCCGCUGCCGUAGGGGAGGAAGAUCGAGGAGGCCGAUCGACGACACCGAUGGACGAUCAUCUUCAUCAUCAGUUGAUGGCGACACCGGCAGCAGCAGCAGCAAGCAUGUGCGGCAGCAAGAGCAAGAAGCUGCAGGGCGGUGGUGGUGGUGAGCAUCGUAGUAGUAGGGGCAGCGGCGGCGGCAACAGUCCGCCGGCGGCGAUGAGGAAGGGCCCGUGGACGGAGGAGGAAGACGCUCAGCUGGUAUGGUUCGUCCGCUUGUUUGGUGAACGCCGGUGGGAUUUCUUAGCAAAGGUCUCAGGUCUGAGGCGCACCGGCAAGAGCUGCCGCCUACGGUGGGUCAACUACCUCCACCCGGGGCUCCGGCGCGGCCGCAUCACCGCCGACGAGGAGCGCCUGAUCCUGCAGCUCCACGAGCAGUGGGGCAGCCGGUGGUCGCGCAUCGCUAGGAGCCUGCCCGGGCGCACCGACAACGAGAUCAAGAACUUCUGGAGGACGCGCGCCAGGAAGCAGAAGGCGGCGGCGCAGCAGCAGCAGGGCAGCCGGAGCAGCAAGACGGCGUCGGCGUUCUCGGGGUCGUCGUCGUCGUCGUCCGUGACAGCCACCACGUCCAGGUCCAGCUGCUCUGGCUCUCCGAGUCCGAGUCCGAGUCCGAGCAGCGGCGGCUGUGGCGGCACGGCCACCACGUCAUCUUCUGCCGUGACCGAGUCAGCGCUGCGGCAAAGCAGCGGCGGCGACAACGACGACGAGGACGCCGAGCUCGACGAGGCGUCCACCACCACCGCCGCAAGGCAACAUCAGUAUCAUCACCAGCAGCAGCAGCAGGAGUGCUACGCCUCUGACCACUUCUUCUGGAACGACAUCGCGGCGGCGGAGGCGGCGAGCUACAUGUUCAUCGACGGCUUGGCAGGAGCCGGUCCCGGUGGUCAUCCCGCAACCGCAGAGGUGGGCGCGGAGCCGCCUUCGUCGCCGACGUGGGAGUACUGCUCGGAUUACUCGCUCUGGAGGAUCGACGACAACGAGUACUACAAGAAGAUGCUCGACUCCUCCUGAUUUCAUCAGGAGCCAUCUAUAUAUGCAUAUCGAUCAUUAGCUUAUUUGUUUUCUGCUGUUUAGUCUAGCAGCUAUAUGAAUUCAAACGUUCGCCUUUAAUAUUUCGUUGCAUCUGUUCGUAUGUUAUAUGUAAUAAUAUACUAAGUACAUAUAUGUAUUUGCAUCUGCAUACUGUAACUACAUAGUAUAUAUCUACACGUAGUGACGUACUUUGAAGCAUAUAUAUGUGUGUACGAAACUA